Molecule: messenger RNA, 741 nt
Organism: Iphiclides podalirius (scarce swallowtail)
Lineage: Eukaryota; Metazoa; Arthropoda; Insecta; Lepidoptera; Papilionidae
Source: the annotation of a GenBank genome assembly
AUGUUCUUCACACAAUAUUUUUCCAACAGUGGGGAUCGAACCGACAACCUCUCGCAAGCGACAGGUGCACUAUCCAAUCGGGCGCACAUCCUCCAAGUCGUCAGACAAGUGUACAUAGAGCAGGGCUCACCCUCCCCCCGGGCGCCGCGAGCGCAUCUCUUCUCACCGCCCCCCUGCCCGUUCCCCUGCGCCCCCUCCCCCGUCGCCCCCACAGCCCCCGCCCCCGCCCCCUACCCCCCCGAGACCGCCCCCGCUGGACGCUCGGACUUGGACACGCAAGCGCCGCCAUCGCUCUACGCUCGGAUAUUGCACCUCCUCGGCUCGAGGGGCUUCCCCGGCCCCGGCACCGGCACGGUGCUCCCCGGGCCGAGCCUCCCCGCGCCCGUAGAGCCGACCGGCUGGCGAGGACCGCUGGCUCCUGGCUCGCGUGCGCCGCUGGCUCCCGGUUCCCGUUUACCGCUGGCUCCUGGCUCGCGUUUACCGCUGGCUCCCGACUCGCGGGCACCGCUAGCUCCCGGCUCGCGUUUACCGCUGGCUCCCGGCGCUAGAGGACCGGUGGCUCCUGACUCGCCGCCGACUCCUGGCUCACUCGGCACCGGAUCUAGCGGAUCGGCGGCGGGCUCGCGCGAGCUGGUGGACACUCUAGCAUCAGAGGCAGACUGGUGGCGGGCGGCGGCUGGCUACGUGCAGCCGGCGGCUGGCUCGUUCGACCCCGCGCCCGGCUCGCAAGGGCCCUCCCCA